AUGGCGGACAGUAAAUUCUGUGCUGGUUGUCAACUUAGUGAUGAAGACAUUACAGCUGUAUCUUGGUGCAGUGAUUGCUGUGAACUUGUAUGUAAGGCGUGUUCCAGAGUUCACAAAAUAAUGUCCCCGCCUCACAAGGUUAUACAAAUUAAAGAGAUUCAACAACUGAAUUCGUCACUUCUUUCAUUGUCCAAGAACUGCGACAAUCAUCCAGAUCAAAAGAUUGCAGUGUACUGCUGUCAACAUGACAAGGUAGUCUGCGUGUCAUGUGUUCCGGUAUCACAUCAGAAUUGCAAGUCUAUUAUUUCAAUUGAAAUACAUGUAGCUGCUAGAGGCGUGAAAGAUGGUACCGCUAUUUCUGAUCUAGAGAGAAGAAUUUCAAACCUAUGUCAAGUUACAGAGAACAGACGGUGUCAAAGUGAAAGAACACUUGUAGAUUUGGAAGAAAGUCGUACCAAAAUAAAGACAAGGGUGUCUGAAAUCAAACGGAAAGUCAUUGCUUAUUUAGAUACAUUAGAAGCAGAGAUACAUAAAGAUCUUGAUUCUAAGUAUAAAAGUUGUACUGAGAGUGUGUCCUUAAACAGAAAUAGCAUACAAUCCAGCUCAGACUCGCUGUCUUCAUGGAAACAUGAUCUAAAUUCACUGAAGCAACACACAUCAGAAGCACAUUUAUUCCAGGUGGUAAAAUUUCUAGAUGCCAAAAUUUACCAGAAAGAAUUAGAAAUCAGAGAAGUCAAAGCAGCUAAUGUUCCGAUACUAACAUUUAAUCCGUCAGUAUCUGCGUCGAAAAUUAAGAAACUUGUCCCAGACUUGGGUAAAAUAACGGUUGAAAAUGUCCAAGUACCAAAACCUGUACAGAUAUCGACCAACAAUGUCAUUUUCCCGGAGAAACAACUUUUUGUUUGUAAACUUGAUGGAUCAAACUCCAACGUGAUUGAUUUGGAUUAUAAACCACACAAUAUAAGUUCAUAUGACAUUAAACAUGAUGUAGUAUCUGCAGGUGAUGCAAGUAUCCAGAUCAUCGACCUGACAUCAUUGACGCCUGGUAGGACAAUUAAAGUUGAAGGAAACUGUUAUGGAAUCACCAUUGUAAAGGACACGAUCUGGGUCAAACAUAAACCUUACACUCUAACCAUUGUGGAUAUCAAUGGUAAAGUACUUAAAGUAAUACACACAACAUUUGAUCGUAGGGAAAUCUAUGCCAAUCAGGACGGUGAUGUAUAUUGUACUGACUUAAAUAGUAAUACAAUAUUCUUAGUUUCUGCGGAUGGAAAAGAACGUGAGAUAUACAACAGUCCUGACAUGAAAGGUGCUAUUGGUGUAGCUGUAGAUGACCGUGGGGAUGUGUAUGUAGCAGGGUGUAUAUCAAACAACAUACAUAGAAUAUCUAAUGAUGGACAGAAACAUGACAUUGUCUUGACAGCAGACGAUGGCAUCGAUUUACCGUCUGGUAUAUCUUACAACAAUGAAUCUAAAGAACUUCUAGUCACUCACUAUGGUGAAUCUGUCAAUAUUUAUAAAACCCAAAUGAACACUGGCUAA
Messenger RNA from Mytilus trossulus (common blue mussel), 1542 nucleotides. RefSeq lists its product as uncharacterized. The coding region runs from base 1 to 1542 and encodes 513 amino acids. The record is from RefSeq and is a predicted model, not a curated record. NCBI's taxonomy places the organism in Eukaryota, Metazoa, Mollusca, Bivalvia, Mytilida, Mytilidae. The transcript is spliced from 2 exons. Gene Ontology annotation, molecular function: zinc ion binding.